GUUAACCGACACCUUCAAGAUGGUGACCUACUAGUCAUGAAUCGGCAGCCAACUCUUCAUCGUCCCUCCAUGCAGGCUCACCGAGUCCGUAUAAUUCGUUCUCCCGGCGCAAAAACUUUGCGUCUCCACUACGCCAUCUGCAAAGCCUACAACGCUGAUUUUGACGGCGACGAGAUGAACGGCCACUUUCCUCAAACAUUCCAGGCGAAAGCAGAACUUGCGCAUCUCGCUGCUGUGCCCUACCAAUAUCUUGCGCCCAAGGACGGCUCUCCGCUCGGCGGUCUUAUUCAGGAUCACGUCAUCGCUGCUGUCAAACUGACCAUGAGAGACAGAUUUUUUGAACGUGAGGAGUAUCUGGACCUAGUCUAUAGCGCUCUUUACGCCUCUAUCGGCGAGGCCGGCUCCCUACCGGAUAUCAUUCUCUUGAAACCCGCAAUCCUAUGGCCGACGCGUCUUUGGACAGGCAAACAGGCAAGUCUGGAUCCCUACAUCAACUCCCAUGCAUUUUACGCAGACGAGCCUAACCCCCCGCGGAGGACAAUCGUUCUCCCCCCGUUUUCGUUUUUUCCCUUGCCGAUGUGA
Molecule: messenger RNA, 582 nt
Organism: Dibothriocephalus latus
Lineage: Eukaryota; Metazoa; Platyhelminthes; Cestoda; Diphyllobothriidea; Diphyllobothriidae
Source: the annotation of a GenBank genome assembly